AUGUCUGAACCGAAAAACUCAUAUAUAGUUGGAACACUUGAAAAUAACAAAAAAUUUAUUCCAAAAGAUAUUCUUCAUUGCAAAUUAAAAAAAGGGAAAAUGGUAUGCACAGAAAAUAAUACUGGUAUUGUCGUACUCAAAUGGAAAGAUUCGCGGGACGUGAGAAUUUUAUCAACAAAGCAUGUUCCCAUCAUGGUACCGAGUACAAGUAAUAUUCCUCACAUUCAUGCUGCUUCUACAAGCCAACAUUUAUCUGAAAAAUUGAAACCACUAGCUGUUCUUGCAUACGAUAAAAGGAAGUGUGGCAUAAAUUAUUCCGAUCAGAUGGUGUCUUAUGCCAGUAGAAUGAGAAAAGGACUGAAAUGGUACCGAAAACUUGGUAUUCAGCUUCUUCUGGGAGUUACAGUUAUAAACGCUUCAGUCGUUUACAAGACUGUAACAAAAAAAAUAUAA
Molecule: messenger RNA, 453 nt
Organism: Eufriesea mexicana
Lineage: Eukaryota; Metazoa; Arthropoda; Insecta; Hymenoptera; Apidae
Exons: 1
Coding region: 1-453 (150 amino acids)
Source: RefSeq, a predicted model, not a curated record